CUAGAAUAUACAAGUUUAGUAAUUUAUUAUAUACACUAGGUAUGAUUAUGGGUUUUAUUUCUUAUUAUUACAUUUAUUUAUUGUUUUUUUGGGGUUGGGAAUUUUUACAACAAUCAUUGUUUGAUAACACCACAAUUUUUUUUAUUAAUUUCGCAUAUUUGGGGAUUCAAUGUUUGUUUUUAACUGUUCGUAUAUAAUAUUGGAUAGUAUGACGUAACAUUGAUUUUUUUUUUAGUAUUCUGGUAAUUGCUGUUUUUUUUUGAAAAUUUGUGUUUUUCUCUCUAUUGAUUUAGGGAACGGUCCUCUUUAUCAUAAUCAUUAAAUUGUUUCU
Rhizophagus irregularis DAOM 181602=DAOM 197198 is the source of this 331-nucleotide messenger RNA. The record is from RefSeq and is a predicted model, not a curated record. Lineage: Eukaryota; Fungi; Glomeromycota; Glomeromycetes; Glomerales; Glomeraceae.